Emiliania huxleyi CCMP1516 is the source of this 612-nucleotide messenger RNA. RefSeq lists its product as hypothetical. Bases 1 to 612 code for a protein of 203 amino acids. NCBI's taxonomy places the organism in Eukaryota, Haptophyta, Isochrysidales, Noelaerhabdaceae. The record is from RefSeq and is a predicted model, not a curated record. The transcript has 2 exons.
AUGCUUGAUUCGCACUGGGCUCGGCGGCUUUUCGCAGGGCUCGCAUUCGAGACCGACGGGCACGGUUGCAUCAGCAACUACAACAAGAGCAUCGAAUACUAUCCCGGUGAGAGGCGUGCUAUCUUCGGUGUUGUCGAUGGGUUCGCGCCGGCCGUCGCGACGUUCGCCACCGAUUUUGAGAUCGAGUACCGGAAGACGUACAAAAUCCUGCGCAAUCUCCUCUCCCAUGACGUCUAUGUUCUGCGGCAGUGCGGCACGCCCGCCGAGCUGCAAGAUCUGCCGGCGUAUGCAGUUGGCGCGACUGUCUUUGAGGUGCCGGUGUCGAGCUGGUCGACGGGCGGGACGAUUGCCGUCUCGUACCUCGAGGAGCUCGGCCUCGGACCUCAGGCGGCCAUCGUUGAUCCGACGUGGGUGACCUCGCCGUGCGUGCAGAAGCUCGUCGGCUGCGGCGUCACCGCUUCGUGGGACCAGGCGGGAGGGCGCAUCUCGGCGUCGGCCUACCUGAUCGAGGCGAUAGCAAAGGCGGGCGGCACGCCGCUCGACGCGUCCUCGUGCCCGGACGAUGACCCGCACGACUUCAAGUACCUGUGCUCCGACGCGCGCUCGCGAUGA